AUGGCGGAUAUAAAGGUGAAAUGUCAACAUUCUCAGACAUGUACUUCCACAUCGUCGAUUACAUGUGAUGAAUGUCACUUAAAUUUUUGUCGUAAACAUAGUCUGGAGCAUAUCGAAAAACAUGAAAUAAUUGUUCGUGAAAAAUUACAGCAGUUAAUGGACGAAACAAAUGCAUUCAAAUCAUGUUUGAAUACGAUUCAAAAUGAGACGAUGAAUGCACAAUUGCCACUGGAAAAAUGGAAAGACAGUCUGAUUGAACAAAUUGAAGAUAUUUACAAGAGAAAAUCACACGAAAUAGCUGAAAUACAGAAAAAAAUUGUAAAAAACAUUGAUCAAAUGAAUUCAAAAUUGAACAAUAGAGUAUUGAUGAAAUUAAAUGAAUUAGUUAAACAAGAGAAAAAUUUAUAUGAACAUGAUUUGACCAAAGUAGAAUGCAAUCUAAAUGAAUUGAAAUCUAUAGUAGACAAAUGGGAGAAACCACUGAUAGAAAUUAAAUGUGAUCAAAUAAAAUUAAUCGGUGAUAUGAGGAUCACUGUUAACAGUUAUAAAAUCGAAGAAGAUGAAGAUGAUUUUCAUAGUGUUUGUGAUGAGGAGAACUGCACAUCACUGCCCACAUGUCCAGAAAUCGAAGUAUGUUUGACGAAUCGCUUAUAUUUUCCACCAUUUUCUCAAUUGUCCGACGUAAAUGAUCCUUCGUUUACGUAUUAUCAUUUCGACCAUCGUGGUGUGUGUACACCGUUUAUAUCAUGGUGCUUUGUUGGUGAAAUUAUUGAUUAUGGAUUUAUAUUUCGUCCACGCUUUAUGCUUAGAGAUAUUGACGAUAAAAAAGUGCCAGUUCAUUUUUAUAUUGAAGAACCAAUUAAGAAAGAUUUAUUACAAAAGUGUAUUGGCAAAUGUAUGCUAAUACUUUAUGGUGAACAACAUUAUUUCCUUGAUCUAUCAUGUGGAAUAAGGGUCGAAUGUCCAACAGCAGUUAAAAUUAUAUCUUGCUCAUUAAAACAAUUAUUUGAUUACGACAAAGAACGUCGCGAAAUGUUGACAGCGUCAAAAAUUAAAUGUUGUAAUCGAUUGUGUACGUCAAAUGCAACCGGAUCAUCACUGAAGAAAUGUACUGCAUGUUGUACUGUCGCCUAUUGUGGGAAAGUGAGUAUAAAACUAGAUUAAAGUCUGUCUCGUGUCAUAGUAAGAGUGGACGCUUAGUUGAUUCUUCCCAGAAUUUGACGAUAUAAGAACGAGAACGAUUUACUCAGCAGUUUGCUACAUUUUUGUAAGGGAUUGUUGUCCUUUCGAAAACAUACCACGUUUACAUCGACUUUAUCUCAACAGUUUGAAAGUAAUAGGACUAGUACAACUCGAGCUCCUGAUGACCAGUAUCACGUUUACAACAUUUUAAAACAAUAACAUCUUAGCCUUCUGGACCUGCGGAGAUCCCACUUCCCAACAAAACGCAUCUUUUCUCGGCAUCUUCAUCAUUUUUUAGCGAAAUACUUUCAUGAGCUGCGACCGUCAGAUUAGAUUCUAUAUGUGCAGCGCUGUAAAAUUCCUAACAGACAAAAUUGCUAAGCACGUUUUCAAGGGACUUUCCAAAAAAAUUCAUUUUUUCCGAAAAGUAGGCCUUUUUUGUAAACCAUAUUUGUAAUUCUAGUCUGUUUCGAAAGUGCUUGGACAAAGACAAAAACUGUUUUUCUAAUAGCCCACGUCUAGUAUAUGUGAAAUAUAUAUCGUUUCACGCCUAGCAAUCGCGUGCAAUGGUGCAUCAUAUGCUCAAACUUGGAAAAACGCCUUUAAAAGCUGUUUUUUCCAUUAUUGGAUGACUUUUAAUCGCAAUAAGAGGUAAUUCAUCGGAUGGAGCUUGAAAAGAUGCGUCGAAGGCGUAUCUUGUUGUCGUGUCGUGACAUGACUUUAUGAGGGAAAUAUG
Molecule: messenger RNA, 1918 nt
Organism: Didymodactylos carnosus
Lineage: Eukaryota; Metazoa; Rotifera; Eurotatoria; Philodinida; Philodinidae
Source: the annotation of a GenBank genome assembly